AACGGAUUCAGAUGGGCUAUGAUAUAUGAUUAGUGUUCCCGAGACAGAGAAGAAUGGCGACGGUGGCACGUGCGGUGGCAGUGUUAGCAGUAGCGAAACCCUCGGCGGUGUUAUUGGGUGGCGGAAAAACUCAAAGGUUUCUAAAAUUCAAACCUCUGUGUAGUUCAUCUACACCUUCUUCUAGAAAACUGGUCCUUUACUCAAAACCCGGUUGCUGUUUGUGCGAUGGUCUCAAAGAGAAGCUCCAAGCUGCAUUCUUGCUCUCUGGUCCUCAUUCCCUUACCGACGUCGAUUUCCAGAUAAGAGAUAUAACCAGCAAUCCGGAGUGGGAAAAAGCUUAUCAAUACGAGAUACCUGUGUUGGCUAAAGUGCUCUCUGAUGGCACCGAGGAAACUUUACCGCGUUUGUCUCCUCGUUUAGGAGUGGAGCUCCUCCAGAAGAAGAUAGCUGCUGCCCUGGGAGAACAAUAAAGGCCAGGACUCCCGAGGCAUAAGAAAUGUUUGUUCUAUACCUCUAUCAUUUAACACCAUUUUUUAGUUAUAUUUAAUUAAAGGAUUGAUUCCUUUAUACUAAAGAGUUAAAUUUAGAGAGAACAAAGGACAGGACAGAAAAGUUAUAGUAUUUUAUUGAAAAUUCAAGUUGAGAUUAUGAUCAUAUGUAAACACAUUAUGAAGUUACUUAAUACUGGAUAACUUCUUUAAUCAA
This is a messenger RNA of Lathyrus oleraceus (garden pea), 705 nucleotides long. RefSeq lists its product as uncharacterized. The record is from RefSeq and is a predicted model, not a curated record. Lineage: Eukaryota; Viridiplantae; Streptophyta; Magnoliopsida; Fabales; Fabaceae. The transcript is spliced from 3 exons. The coding region runs from base 54 to 470 and encodes 138 amino acids.